AUGCAGACAUGGCGACGCACCUUUGCCACGUCUGUCGCGAGGCUAAACCAUAAUCCCCGGACAACCGCAUCCCGCCCCACGUUCCUCCGAUGCGCGCAGCUCCUCCGCGAAAGCAAACAUGGCGAGAAAAGCCAGCAUGAGGAUAAACAAAUUGAAGUGAGGGGGUUGAUCCGAUCGGUACGGAAACAGAAGAAAUUUGCUUUCGCAGAGGUCUCGGAUGGGUCGUCGUUGGAAGCAGUGCAGGCUAUUUUGAAACCGGAGCAGGCUGCGGAAUUGUCGACUGGUGCAGCUGUUCAGUUAUCUGGAUAUUGGACACCUUGCCCGCCGGGCAAGAGUCAGACUCAUGAGCUUCAGACGACGGGCGUGAGUUGUGUGGGCGCGGCGGAGCCGGAGACAUAUCCGAUCCAAAAGAAAUACCAUUCGCCCGAUUUCCUCCGUCAGAUCCCCCAUCUCCGUCUCCGAACGCCGUCCCACUCACUCCUCUCGCGAUUCCGGUCAGAAUGCAUACACCAGCUAGGGAAUGUCUUUCGAUCACACCCAGAUGGAGCGUUUACACAGGUGCAACCGCCAUUGAUCACAUCGUCCGAUUGCGAGGGAGCCGGCGAGACAUUUACAGUCCUACCGCGGGAAGCAAUAGAAUCAAAGGAGGAGAAACCCUUCUUCGGAGCGCCCAAGUACCUCACUGUAUCGUCGCAGCUUCAUCUCGAGGCAUAUGCGGCGGAGCUGGGGAAUGUGUGGGCUCUGUCGCCUACAUUUCGGGCUGAGAAGAGCGAUACGCCCCGUCAUCUGAGCGAGUUCUACAUGCUUGAGGCUGAGAUGAACUUCAUGUACAGUAUGGAUGAGUUGACGGAUUCGGUUGAGCAUAUUCUCCGUGAUUUGACUCGUCGACUGUACGAUUCGCCUAUUGGACAGGAGGUCCUUUCUACGGAAAAUGAAUGCUCCUUAGAACAGAGAUGGGAUGGUUUGAUGGAUGGUCCGAAGUGGCAGCGGAUGACGUACACAGGAGCGAUCCAGGCGCUGCAAGAAGCCACCAAAGAACGUGGCGCAUCGUUUGAAUACCCGCCAGUAUGGGAAGAGGGGCUCCAGCUGGAACACGAAAAGUACAUCGUGGACGUGCUCAGCGAGGGUCGUCCCGUCUUCGUAACCGAUUAUCCCAAAACGGUUAAGCCGUUUUACAUGCUCCCAUCUUCUCCUGACACAACCACUCCCGCAGAGACUGUCGCCUGCUUCGAUCUUCUACUACCAGAAGUCAGCGAAGUCGCCGGAGGCUCCCUCCGCGAACACCGACUCGAAAACCUCAUUUCCAACAUGCGCUCGAGCGGCCUAAUUAAACCGCGCCCCUAUUUGCCGGAAGACUCGCCGGAGGCAAUCAAAAAGUCGGCCAAGCAAAAGGAAAAAGAAAAGGAGCCGUUGUACCCGUACCUGUCACCGGAAGAGGAUCUCGGCCAACUACAGUGGUACGCCGACCUUCGCCGGUGGGGAACGGCGCCGCAUGCCGGGUUUGGAUUGGGAUUUGAUCGGUUUCUGGGGUACUUGACGGGGGUGUCGAGUGUGCGGGAUGUGGUGGCGUUUCCGCGGCACUUUAAGCGGGCGGACUGUUAG
This is a messenger RNA of Aspergillus ruber CBS 135680, 1602 nucleotides long. Its product is annotated as asparagine--tRNA ligase SLM5. Gene Ontology annotation, biological process: asparaginyl-tRNA aminoacylation. The record is from RefSeq and is a predicted model, not a curated record. The transcript has 3 exons. Gene Ontology annotation, cellular component: mitochondrion. Gene Ontology annotation, molecular function: asparagine-tRNA ligase activity; ATP binding. The coding region runs from base 1 to 1602 and encodes 533 amino acids. Lineage: Eukaryota; Fungi; Ascomycota; Eurotiomycetes; Eurotiales; Aspergillaceae.